UUUAUGGAGCAACAGAAGUUUAUUCAUGAAUCUCUCACUCUUCAGAAGAACAGAAUGGAGGAAUUUAAAUCACUGUGUGAAGAAUACUUGGAGAAAUUCGAGGUGAUGAGAGAUUCUCAGGGAAAUUCCAUUGCUGAAGAGCUGAGACGUCUCAUAGCCGCCUUGGAAAUAAAACUUCUGAUGGUGCAUAGCCAGCAAGAGACUGCUGCUGCUCCACAGUCUCUCCUGGAUACGUUAUUCUCAUAAUACUUUGGAGGACAAAAGUCGAUAUGAGAGGAGCAGAAAUAAGCUGGGUGAAUCUACUUGUGGUGAUACUUGCAGCUUCGGUGACUAGAUCUUCUCAUGUUGUCCUCCUGUUCCUGAAGAUUCCCCUUUCUGUUAAAACCCCCAAGCCCCAAGGAUUUGUGUGACAGCAGUGCAAAUAUGUUUGUAGGAAGCUCCAGCCCUCGGGUAGAAACAGCAGGCUUUCCUUGGUAGCAUGGUAAUUGAGGGUUAGCACACAUUAGGGUUGAUAUAGUGGAUUAUCAUACCUGAGCGUCAUUUUCCCAAAUUAGAAGGCACACAAGUGGGCCAUCCUUGUCCUGUCCAGAUAAAUAAUUAAAGAAGAUGCAGUCUUUCUUUUACAUUCUGUUCUUAAAUGUGUUCAGUGAUGGAGCCUAUGGAACUGACCUUAAGCUUCCAAAGGCAGUGUGCUCUUUAAAAGACUGUGCCUCAGAAAUAGUUAAACAAGUAGAAUUUAUCAAGCCUCCCGAGUAAGAAAGAUGUGAGUAAUGUGACUUGAGUCUGUGGAAAUGUUAUUUGCAGACAACAUUUACAAGGUCUUUCAGUUAAAUGUGUCUGUCACACUAAGAGGUGAUUCUGAACAUGAGAGUACAGCUCAACUCGGCCAUGGUUGAUUAAUUUCCUCACUUGUAUGGAUAGGAGUAACUGAGACUGUUUUGUUUUUGAAAUUUAUCACGCAUGUAGUAUGUGAUCAUCAGGGAUACGGGAGGUCUCCUGUACAGCUAAAGCUCAUGUCCUGUGAUUUCCCAUAUGUAUACCCUGGAAAAUCUUUACUUGGGAACAUUUGAUUUAAUAAACCUGAAAUUGUUUCAG
Grammomys surdaster is the source of this 1095-nucleotide messenger RNA. Its product is annotated as X-linked lymphocyte-regulated protein 3C-like. NCBI's taxonomy places the organism in Eukaryota, Metazoa, Chordata, Mammalia, Rodentia, Muridae. Gene Ontology annotation, biological process: spermatid development; meiotic cell cycle. Bases 4 to 246 code for a protein of 80 amino acids. Gene Ontology annotation, cellular component: synaptonemal complex. The transcript has 3 exons. The record is from RefSeq and is a predicted model, not a curated record.